This is a messenger RNA of Zea mays, 648 nucleotides long. Its product is annotated as cystatin 3. Bases 130 to 462 code for a protein of 110 amino acids. The transcript has 3 exons. Lineage: Eukaryota; Viridiplantae; Streptophyta; Magnoliopsida; Poales; Poaceae. The record is from RefSeq and is marked validated. Gene Ontology annotation, molecular function: cysteine-type endopeptidase inhibitor activity.
CGCUCCUGCACUACUACUACUACUACCAGCGAUAGUGGCCGGCAUCAUCCGUCUCGUCUCUCCUCUCCUCUCCUUUUUCCCCCUCCCUGCACAGCGCCGCUCACCGUCACCGGACCACAGCAGCGAUCGAUGGCUGAGGUACACAAUGAGCGGCCCGUGGGGAUGGUGGGCGACGUCCGGGACGCACCGGUGGGCCGCGAGAACGACCUCGAGGCCAUCGAGCUCGCGCGCUUCGCGGUCGCCGAGCACAACAGCAAGACCAACGCGAUGCUGGAAUUCGAGAGGCUGGUGAAGGUGAGGCACCAGGUCGUGGCCGGGACCCUGCACCACUUCACCGUCGAGGUGAAGGAGGCCGGCGGCGGCGAAAAGAAGCUGUACGAGGCCAAGGUGUGGGAGAAGGCGUGGGAGAACUUCAAGCAGCUGCAGAGCUUCGAGCUCGUCGGAGACGCCGCGGUCGCCUGAGGCGCACAGGCUUUUCGCUGGAGGCUGGAGCACAACAAUGAAAGAAUUUAACUGUCAUCCCACUGGAAAAGUAUGAUAUAAUGAAUAAACCAGCGUCUUACCCACAUGUAUUGUACCCUAAUGAGAUAUUUGACCACUGUAAUAGAAUGAGAUGUGCUAAGGAAUCUGAAAGCCUUCUUGCUUUUU